This is a messenger RNA of Agrilus planipennis (emerald ash borer), 2203 nucleotides long. RefSeq names its product cleavage and polyadenylation specificity factor 73-like. Lineage: Eukaryota; Metazoa; Arthropoda; Insecta; Coleoptera; Buprestidae. Gene Ontology annotation, biological process: mRNA 3'-end processing by stem-loop binding and cleavage. Gene Ontology annotation, cellular component: mRNA cleavage and polyadenylation specificity factor complex. The transcript is spliced from 13 exons. Gene Ontology annotation, molecular function: RNA endonuclease activity; RNA binding; 5'-3' exonuclease activity. The record is from RefSeq and is a predicted model, not a curated record. The coding region runs from base 74 to 2137 and encodes 687 amino acids.
UUAUGUCAAAUAAGUUUGUUAGUUAGGUUAACUUUAACAAAAUAAUAUUAAAAUUUAAAAAUAUAAAUAAAUAAUGGCAACGAAAAGAAAAGCGGACGGCCAAGUUCCUGCAGAAGAAAGCGAUCAACUUAUUAUUCGACCUUUGGGUGCUGGUCAAGAAGUUGGAAGAUCAUGCAUAAUGAUAGAAUUUAAAGGCAAAAAAAUAAUGUUGGACUGUGGAAUACAUCCAGGUCUUACAGGUAUGGAUGCUCUGCCAUUUGUUGAUUUAAUUGAAGCUGAUGAAAUUGAUUUACUCCUCAUUUCUCAUUUUCAUUUGGACCACUGUGGUGCUCUUCCUUGGUUCUUACUGAAAACUAGUUUUAAAGGUCGUUGCUUCAUGACACAUGCUACAAAAGCUAUAUAUCGCUGGUUACUCUCAGAUUACAUUAAAGUUAGUAACAUAGCUACUGAGCAGAUGUUAUACACAGAGUCCGAUCUCCAAGCUAGUAUGGAUAAAAUUGAAACUAUAAAUUUCCAUGAAGAGAAGGAUGUUUUAGGUAUUAAAUUUUGGGCUUACAAUGCAGGUCAUGUACUGGGAGCUGCCAUGUUUAUGAUUGAAAUAGCAGGUGUAAAGAUUUUGUAUACAGGAGACUUUUCAAGACAAGAAGACAGACACUUGAUGGCUGCUGAAAUACCUACAGUUAAACCUGAUGUCUUAAUCACUGAAUCAACUUAUGGUACUCACAUUCACGAAAAAAGAGAAGAACGUGAGAGUAGAUUUACGAAUUUAGUACAUGAUAUAGUCACGCGAGGUGGUCGAUGCCUUAUUCCAGUUUUUGCACUUGGUCGUGCCCAAGAAUUACUUCUUAUAUUAGAUGAAUAUUGGAGCCAGCACCCAGAAUUACAUGAUAUUCCAAUUUAUUAUGCAUCAUCAUUAGCAAAAAAAUGUAUGGCAGUUUAUCAGACUUACAUAAAUGCAAUGAAUGAAAAAAUACGGAGACAAAUAGCCAUCAAUAAUCCCUUCAUUUUUAAGCAUAUAUCAAAUCUAAAAGGCAUUGAUCAUUUUGAAGACAUUGGUCCCUGUGUUGUAAUGGCUUCACCAGGUAUGAUGCAAAGUGGUUUGUCUAGAGAACUAUUUGAGUCAUGGUGCACUGAUCCAAAAAAUGGGGUCAUUAUAGCAGGUUACUGCGUUGAAGGAACAUUAGCAAAAACGAUUUUGUCAGAACCUGAAGAAAUUACUACAAUGGUGGGGCAAAAAUUACCCCUAAAAAUGUCCGUCGACUACAUAUCUUUCUCUGCUCAUACAGAUUAUCAACAGACGAGCGAAUUUAUUCGAAUUUUAAAACCGCCAAACGUUGUAUUAGUUCAUGGGGAGCAAAAUGAGAUGAACCGUCUUAAAGCUGCUCUACAAAGAGAAUAUGAAGACGAUCCUAAUACAUCUAUCCAAAUACACAACCCUCGCAACACACAUGCUGUAGAGUUAUAUUUCCGGGGUGAAAAAACAGCCAAAGUGAUGGGCACGUUAGCCAUGGACAAACCUGCCCCUAAUAAUGUCAUAUCCGGUAUACUGGUGAAGAGAAACUUCAAUUAUCAUGUGCUGGCCCCAGACGAUCUUUCAAAGUACACAGACAUGAGCAUGAGUCACGUAAUGCAACGUCAAAGUGUCUACUACUCGGGCACGAUAAACGUGUUACGUCAUUUUGUGACCCAAAUCGCUGGUCUCUUAGAAACGAUAGAAGGAGACAGGAAAAUGAGGGCGUUUGGUAGUAUCGACAUAACGAUCGAGAACAAGGUGGUAGUGCUUGAAUGGGUGGCCAAUCCGGUCAAUGAUAUGUAUGCAGACGCUAUAGUAGCCGCUAUAUUGCAAGCCGAGAGUCUCGAUGUACCCAUAAAGAACGUCUCGUCAAGCGCUAAAGUCGACAGAAUGCAUUUCAAGGAAUGUCUGAUUGAAAUGUUACAAGACAUGUUCGGGGAGGACUCAGUACCGAAGAUGUUUAAAGGGGAGAAACUUUACGUAACCGUCAACGAUAAGAGGGCAGACAUUGAUCUCACCAAUUUGGAAGUUAGUUGCCCUUCAGAUGAAACCUUUCAACAAAUUGUACACACAGCCGUCUCCAAACUGUAUCAAUCGCUAGCGCCUCCGCAGGUAACAGUUUAAAUAAAUAUGUACCUACUUUGUAAUUAGUUGUAAGUUAAUUGUGAUAAAUAAAAGUAUCUUUUUAAA